ACUUCCGGUCACUUCCGGUGCUGGUGCCCGCUAAACGCCGUGCACUUGACGGCGCUGGUCCAGCGGCUCCGGUUCGUGAGUCCGUGUGUCGGUGCUGCCGGCGGACCGAGUACCUGCAGGAGUACACGGAGUACCUGCAGCAGUACACAGAGUACCUGCAGCAGUACCUGGAGUACACACAGGAUGUCGGAGAACGUGGAGCAUAGCGACGACCUCGGCCUCCUACCCCCUCCCGAGGCGGAGCCCCCCCGGGAGGAGGACGCACACUGCCCCCUACCCUUCAGGCUGCAGCUGAUCGAUGAUCUUUCCUACGAAGACGUGAAAAAGUGCUACCGAGGAUCCACCGUCAGCAAGUACAACUCCCAGUACCACAAACUGUUCCAGACGGUUCCUAAAGAGGAGAUCCUGAUGAAAGUGUAUUCGUGUGCUUUGUUGCGAGACAUCCUGCUGCAGGGACGCCUCUACAUCUCCAGGAACUGGCUGUGUUUCUACGCUAACCUGUUUGGUAAAGACAUCAAGGUGUGUAUUCCCGUGGUGUCGGUCCGGCUGGUGAAAAAACACAGGACUGCCGGCCUGGUGCCAAACGGCCUGGCUAUCACCAUGGAUACGGCCCGGAAGUACGUGUUCGUGUCCCUGCUGUCCAGAGACAGCGUGUACGACGUCCUCCGGAGGAUCUGCACUCACCUGCAGGUGAACGGGAAGAGUCUGAGCCUGAAGCUGUACCUGGAGGAGCCCAUCUCUCUGUCCAUGGAUGAGUUCCCUGAGGUGCUCACUUGGAGGAGGAAGCCGUCUCUCCCCCUCGUCUCCUCCUCCCUGCCUGACCUGCUGGGUAGCUCCUCCCCCGGCCUGGCUGCAGAAACGCCCUUCCUCACGCACACGCUCACAGACAACAGCUUGGAGACAGAGACCAUUCUCCUGACAGAACCAGUACCUGAACUGGGUCACAUGGAGUACCAGCUGCUGAGAUUCUUCAUUCUGCUCGUCUCCCUGCUCGUCCUGUCUUCCUGCUACUUGGCCUUCCGAGUGUGUCGUCUGGAGCAGCAGAUGAGCUUCCUGAGCAGCCAGCAGACGCCCAGAGAGAGGUGUGGGGAGUUGCCCUGCUGGCUGGCCAAUCAGAGGACAGGAACCUGACUCCGGGAGCCAAUCGGGGAAAAUAAGAAGAAAAACAUGCACUUACAUAGACUUCCCACCAGGGGGCGACAGAGAUGGACGGCCCCAGUGGCUGGACUCUGACCUGGUCGCCAUAGAGACGAUAGUCACCAGACACUGGGGGCCGACCUUCGACCUCCCGAGUAAGAGGUCACACAGAGGUCAUGUGAAAGUCAGGAAGGACGACGACGUGCUGUAACAUAACGGAUGUAGAUUAUUAUUUGUGUAUGUGUGUGUGCGUGUGUGUGUGUAUCAGGAACGCACGCUGUGUUACACAUCUCUCCACCAGGGGGCGAUGGACUUCGUGUUCCUGGUAAAAACUGUAAAAACUAUAUUAUUUCACAUUAAAUCAGAACAAAUAAUAAUAAUGUUGUUGGUUGUUAAAUUACUUUAUUUAUUGAUCUAAAACUUAUUCUGAAAACAUGAAUUAUUUUCUUUCUUUCAAGAUAUAAUUGUCUGGAAACAACAGUUGAAUAUAACAUCUAUAUAUUCUAUAGAUUACAUAUAUUAUUAUAAUUAUAGCGUGUAUAUAUUAUAUCUAUAUUAUAUUAUUAGGGAGGAAGGAAGGAUAUGUGUAUAUAUGUGUGUGCGUUUGGUGUUUCGGGAUGUCUUCGUUUUACUUUUUGAAAGAAACUCAUGAAACAGAAACAACUUCUGAACUCCAGAUUUAUGAAUAAAAAGAAACUACAUUACCCAUGA
This is a messenger RNA of Pseudoliparis swirei, 1848 nucleotides long. Its product is annotated as GRAM domain-containing protein 2A-like. Gene Ontology annotation, biological process: regulation of store-operated calcium entry. The record is from RefSeq and is a predicted model, not a curated record. NCBI's taxonomy places the organism in Eukaryota, Metazoa, Chordata, Actinopteri, Perciformes, Liparidae. The transcript has 12 exons. The coding region runs from base 184 to 1131 and encodes 315 amino acids. Gene Ontology annotation, molecular function: phosphatidylinositol-4,5-bisphosphate binding. Gene Ontology annotation, cellular component: organelle membrane contact site; endoplasmic reticulum membrane; extrinsic component of cytoplasmic side of plasma membrane.